Messenger RNA from Aspergillus costaricaensis CBS 115574, 1254 nucleotides. RefSeq lists its product as uncharacterized. The record is from RefSeq and is a predicted model, not a curated record. NCBI's taxonomy places the organism in Eukaryota, Fungi, Ascomycota, Eurotiomycetes, Eurotiales, Aspergillaceae. The coding region runs from base 1 to 1254 and encodes 417 amino acids. The transcript is spliced from 7 exons.
AUGAAAAAUGAACGCCCAAUGCCAAUAGCCAAGAAAAACAAAGGAAAACCCCCCAACCACCGCCCCCCGGAUCCCCCGACGAACAACCCCCGCGAACCGUUUCCGACCCAGAUUCCAUCGAUCGCCUCUGUCGCGCCCCCGCGAUACCCUUUGCUGCCCACACAAAGCCCAGAUCCACCGCCAACCUUGAACGCUAUCAGGUCGAUUGCCUCUGUCAUUCUCGGAGAUGCCUCUGCUCAGACACCCGGGGUACCGGAAACUAGUGUCACAGCGGGGUCGGAAAUGCCGGCGGCUCGUAAGCACCCGAGGGUUAGCCGGUACGAAUCGAUGUUGGUGAACCUGUCGCCGGCUCGAUCAUUCGUGGAUGGCGUUCAAUGUCGUCUCUCGCUCGGACCUGUGACCUGGCCAUUAGCACCGCGGACUUCGCAGCCGAAGCUGCUCCAUCCUCGGUGGACGCAAGGGCUGCAUCGGAUCGAGCCCUGGCCUCGCGGGAUCGGUAAUACGCCUCCCGCAACGCCUGAAGGCGAGACGGACGACUAUUACCAGAAGGAGUGGACGUGGUCCGAGGAGCCACAGGAGAAGGAGUGGACGUGGUCCGAAGAUCCACGGGGGAACGAGGGACGGGGGGAGGGAGAGGACGUGGCCUUGGGAGCCACAGAAGGAGAGGACGUGGUCCGAGGAGCCACAGAAGAACGAGAGGAAGGGGUGGGGAUAGAUGAACGAGUGGACGUGGCCUUGGGAGCCACAGAAGGAGCGGACGUGGUCCGAGGAGCCACAGGAGAAGGAAUGGACGAAGAGGGAGAGGACGUGGCCUUGGGAGCCACAGGAGAACGAGAGGACGUGGUCCGAGGAGCCACAGAAGGAGAAGAACGAGGGGAAGUGGCGCUAUGGCCAUUGGCACUAGUCUUUUGGGGGGCGGAAGGAGAGGACGUGGUCCGAGGAGCCACAGGGGAACGAGCGACAGGGACGGGGAUAGAACGAGUGGAAGUUGGGUGUUUCUCGUCGAACCUUUUCAGGAACGACGCACCCGCGGAAAGGGGACGGGGAGAGGGAACGGACGUGGCCUUAGCCACAGGGGAACGAGGGGCAGGGGACGUGGUCCGAGGAGCCACAGGGGAGGGAGUGGACAAGUGCUUGCUUGUACGCAAGUACUUGGGGGCAGUGGGGGCAGGCACCCCAGAACGAGAGGACGUGCUCACCAUGGUGGGCACAGACGGAGCGGAACGAACAGAAGGACGUGCUGGAUCCUUCUGA